UUUUAAACCGCCAGGUUGUGCGACCAAAGGCAAAGCCAAAAUGGACCCCGCGUCUGCGGCCAUUCGCGCAGUCAAAGCGCUCGACUGCCAUGCCCUACUAGAGCUGCUCGAGAAGCACCCGGCGUUGGUGCGAGAGAAAGAAGGCCACACGCUCCUCGAGGUCGCGCUGCUCGCUGCGAUCGACCGCCUUCCCGUGUCCGAAGAGGCUGUCUACGUCAUUACGUCGCUUCUGCAGCGCCAGCCAGACGUCAAUGUCUCCUCCGACGGCCGCACACCGCUGCACUUGGCCUGCUGUAUCCAGCACGAGGGCAUUGUGAACAUGCUUCUGUACGCCGGUGCAGAUGCUAACGCCACCUACCAAGGUGACACUCCGCUCCACGUCGCGGUCAAACUCGGGUCGAUCGAGAUCAUGCAACUGCUCGUCGAGACGAACGCGGUCAACGUGAACGCAACCGACAAGCAUGGCCUGACGCCACUCCACUACGCCGUCAAGAUGGGCAAGCAGGAACUCAUCGCCAACCUUCUCACCAGCGGUGCCCAUCCAGCCGAUGCGGAUGCGGUCAGGGCGUUGGCGCCAAGCGUGAACGCGAAGCGCGCAUAUCUUGUUCAGGAGCUUCUAGAGCGCGGUGUCGACGCCUCGAACAUCUGCGGCGGUCUUUCGGCUACUGACUUUGCGGCACGCGGAUUGUGCGGAACCACAGUGAAGCCUGCGAUCGCUGCCGUCAAUAAGCGCUCCAACCGCGGUGUCAACCCUAGCCUUGGCACAGGUCGCUUUGGCGCUGCCAAGCUUGAUGUGUUGGAUGGUGAAACUGUUGUUGUGAAGACCCUCUUCGCGUCUUCGCCCAACUUGAUGUCUGAGCUGCGCGCCCUCUUGAGCACCAACUCCAAGUACAUUGUUGGAGUCCGCAAGAUCAAACGGUCGCCAACCGGCGGCCAGUGGCAGCUCUUCCUCGAAUACAUGGACGGUGGCACUCUCCGUAGCCACCUGAGGAAUCCCAACAUCGACGUUCUCAAAGUCGCUCUUGCCAUUGCACGAGGGCUCCAGGCGCUGCAUGAGCCAAAGGGACAAGGUUGGAAUGUGGUCCAUGGCAGCCUCAAGCUCGACAACGUGUAUUUCAACAAGAGAGGCCAGAUCAAGCUCGCCGACUUUGGUCUUUGCCGCGUCGAGUCUGCAAUUUUGACGCACAUCGACCUUUCGACCGAGCACUAUGUCGCGCCGGAGCUCUUUGAAGGCGCCAAGCUUUUGGCGUCCGCCGACAUUUAUGCGUUUGGUGUCAUUCUCGCCGAGAUGGACAUGCGCGCCCCGGCGCCCCGAGGCAGCGACGAGAAGGCGAGACGAGGCGAGUACGUGCCCAAGUUGCGCUCCGACUGCGCCGAGUGGUACCGCGAACUCGUCCAGUGGUGCGUCACCAAGGAACCGGAAGACCGCCCCAAAAUCUCCGACGUCAUCCAGAUUUUGGAAAACCCAUCGAUGGAGACACUCCAUUGUCAAAGAUGAAUGCAUUUUUUCGUUUAACCGGGUAUGUCGAAACUGCUACUUUUGCCAGCUCUCGAGCUCUAGAACAUGUAUGUUAUUGCGA
Saprolegnia diclina VS20 is the source of this 1580-nucleotide messenger RNA. RefSeq names its product serine/threonine protein kinase. Gene Ontology annotation, molecular function: protein binding; ATP binding; protein kinase activity. The record is from RefSeq and is a predicted model, not a curated record. Gene Ontology annotation, biological process: protein phosphorylation. NCBI's taxonomy places the organism in Eukaryota, Oomycota, Saprolegniomycetes, Saprolegniales, Saprolegniaceae. The transcript has 8 exons. Bases 41 to 1498 code for a protein of 485 amino acids.